This is a messenger RNA of Oldenlandia corymbosa var. corymbosa, 996 nucleotides long. The record is from the annotation of a GenBank genome assembly. NCBI's taxonomy places the organism in Eukaryota, Viridiplantae, Streptophyta, Magnoliopsida, Gentianales, Rubiaceae.
AUGGCUUUGAUUCAGGGGAAAUGGGUUAAGGUUGAUCAGAAGGGAAUUGGGCCUGGAGCAAGAAGCUCACAUGCCAUCACCAUGGUUGGGGAAAAAGUUUAUGCCUUUGGUGGUGAAUUUACCCCAAGAGUCCCUGUUGAUAACAAAUUGUAUGUGUUUGAUCUCACUGAGAAAACAUGGUCAGUGGCAGAUGCAACAGGGGAUAUCCCUCCGCCCCGUGUUGGUGUCGCCAUGGCGGCGGUUGGUGACAAAAUUUAUGUGUUUGGAGGUAGAGAUGGAACUCACAAGGAGUUGAAUGAACUGUAUUCGUUUGACACCAGCACUAACAAGUGGACACUUCUUUCCAGUGGCGAAACCGGCCCACAAAGCCGCAGCUACCACUCCAUUGCGGCUGAUGAUCAGCGAAUCUAUGUGUUUGGUGGUUGUGGUGUUUCCGGCCGGCUAAAUGAUUUAUGGUCUUAUGAUGUAAGUGAGGGGAAAUGGAUCGGAUUUCCAGUGCCUGGAGAGAAUUGUAAGCCUAGAGGAGGCCCUGGAUUGGCAUCCUCAUUAGGCAAGAUUUGGGUUGUGUAUGGUUUCUCAGGACAGGAGCUAGACGAUGUUCACUAUUUCGAUCCUGUCCAGGAAAAUUGGACCGAAGUGGAGACAACGGGCAAUAAACCAUCCGCCCGGAGCGUGUUUUCAAUCCUUGCAAUUGGGAAGUACAUAUUUGUUUAUGGCGGGGAGAUAGAUCCAAGUGAUUUAGGUCACUUGGGUGCUGGGAGAUUCGCGGCAGACGGGUAUGUUUUGGAUACAGAGAAACUGGUUUGGGAAAAACUGGAGGAUGGGAAAAAUGGUGCUGAUGAGCAGGAGCAUCCAGGGCCAAGGGGAUGGUGCGCAUAUGCAGGUGGGAAGCUGAAUGGUGAAGAGGGACUGUUGGUUUAUGGAGGCAAUUCACCUAGUAAUGAUAGGCUUGAAGACAUUUUCUUCUUCUCUCCAGCAUUUGCAACUGGAAACUGA